AUGAUAUCACAGUUUCUUUUAAAUUGCUUUUCCCACAGGAAGCCUGAUGAAAUAGCAUUUGAAAAGAGGCAUGCCUCUAAUGUCCUGGAGAACAACCUUGAGAGUGAUGAAAUUUUCAGUCAGUUUGACAAGAUCCAGAUUUGUCAGCAGUCCUUUGAACACAAUGGAAAUGACAAAACUUUCAGCGGGAAGAAGAUAAUCCUUAUGUGUGAGCAAAUUUAUUCCAAAGAUCCAUGUAAUCAGCAAGCUAGACUCAACACAAGGAAAAAAUCUUAUCAAUGUAAGGAGUGUGGAAAAGAGUUUCAUUGUAAGUCAAGCCUAAUCAUACAUGAGAGGGUCCACACAGAGGAGAAAUUUGAUGAAUGCAGGGAGUGUGGAAAAGGUUUUUCUCGUAAGUCAAACAUGAACACAUGUCACAGAAUGCACACUGGGGAAAAACGUUAUCAAUGUAGUGAGUGUGGAAAAGGUUAUCUUCAUAAGUCAAGCAUAAUUGUACAUCAGAGAAUCCACACUGGGGAAAAACCUUAUGAAUGUAGUGAGUGUGGAAAAGCUUUUAUUCGUAAGUCAAGCAUGACCAUACAUCAGAGAAUCCACACUGGGGAAAAUCCUUAUGAAUGUAGUGAGUGUGGAAAAGCUUUUAUUCGUAAGUCACAGCUCAUUACUCAUCAGAGAAUUCACACUGGGGAAAAACCUUAUGAAUGUAGUGAGUGUGGAAAAACUUUUAUUCAUGAGUCACUCCUCAUUAGCCACCAGACAAUCCACACUGGGGAAAAACCUUAUGAAUGUAGUGAGUGUGGAAAAUCUUUUAUUCGUAAGUCAAACCUCAUUACUCAUCAGAGAAUACACACAAGGGAAAAACCUUAUGAAUGUAGUGAGUGUAGAAAAGCUUUUAUUUGUAAUUCACAGCUCAUUACUCAUCAGAGAAUCCACACUGGGGAAAAACCUUAUGAAUGUAGUGAGUGUGGAAAAUCUUUUCUUCAUAAGUCAAGCAUGAUCAUACAUCAGAGAAUCCACACUGGGGAAAAACCUUUUGAAUGCAGGGAGUGUGGAAAAGCUUUUGUUCAUAAGUCAAGCAUUAGAUCACAUCAAAGAAUACACACAGGUGAAAAACCUUUUGAAUGUAGUGAAUGUGGAAAAGCUUUUAAUCAGAAGUCAAACCUCAUUACUCAUCAGAGAACUCACACUGGAGAGAAACAGUAUAAAUGUAGUGAGUGUGGAAAAGCUUUUCUUCAUAAGUCAAGCAUGAUCAUACAUCAGAAAAUCCACACUGGGGAAAAACCUCAUGAAUGUAGUGAGUGUGGAAAAGCUUUUAUUCGUAAGCCACACCUCAUUAGACAUCAGAGAAACCACACUGGGGAAAAACCUUAUGAAUGUAGUGAGUGUGGAAAAGCUUUUACUUGUAAGUCAGACCUCGUUACUCAUCAGAGAACUCACACUGGAGAGAAACAGUAUAAAUGUAGUGAGUGUGGAAAAGCUUUUCUUCAUAAGUCAAGCAUGAUCAUACAUCAGAAAAUCCACACUGGGGAAAAACCUCAUGAAUGUAGUGAGUGUGGAAAAGCUUUUAUUCGUAAGCCACACCUCAUUAGACAUCAGAGAAACCACACUGGGGAAAAACCUUAUGAAUGUAGUGAGUGUGGAAAAGCUUUUAUUUGUAAGUCAGACCUCAUUACUCAUCAGAGAAUUCACACAGGGGAAAAACCUUUUGAAUGUAUUGCGUGUGGAAAAGGCUUUUCUAAUGUGGCACAACUCAUUAGGCAUCAGAGAGUCCACACAGGAGAGAAACAUUAUGAAUAUUGUGUGUAUCUUCAAGCCUUUACUUACCAGACAGGUUUCAUUCGACGUCAGAGUAUCCAUACAGGAUAA
This is a messenger RNA of Ochotona princeps (American pika), 1863 nucleotides long. RefSeq names its product zinc finger protein 883-like. Gene Ontology annotation, biological process: regulation of transcription by RNA polymerase II. Gene Ontology annotation, molecular function: DNA-binding transcription factor activity, RNA polymerase II-specific; RNA polymerase II cis-regulatory region sequence-specific DNA binding. Lineage: Eukaryota; Metazoa; Chordata; Mammalia; Lagomorpha; Ochotonidae. The record is from RefSeq and is a predicted model, not a curated record. Bases 1 to 1863 code for a protein of 620 amino acids. Gene Ontology annotation, cellular component: PcG protein complex; transcription regulator complex. The transcript has 3 exons.